GAGAAAUUCUCAAGGUUUCUGGCUUUUGGAAUGUGUUUUUGAACGUGGGUCCUGAAUUUUUUUUUUAUCAUUAUAUACGAUAUGUGUAUAUAUAUAUAUAUGGGCUUUCAGUUUUUGGCAGUAUAAUAAACGUGUACAAAAGGAGUGCACAUCCGUCAACACCAAAGAAGAGAGAGGUUCUUCUCUUGCAAGAGAAGAGAAGAAGAGUGUUGAAGCUUGCACUCUUCCUUUCUCUUUUCUUCUUUAACUUCACCACAAAGCCUAUACAUAUAUAUGUAUAUAUAUUAAUCCACACUUCUCUCCAUUUCUUGUUUUAUAACUCUUAUUAUUUUUUUCCUUCAAAGAUGAGAAUCCUUGUGAUCAUCCUGUUAAUGGCCAUACCUCACGUGGUUUCUUCAGAAUCACUCGGCAGAGCAGAUUUUCCAGAUGGGUUUGUGUUCGGGACAGCCUCUUCAGCUUACCAGUUUGAAGGAGCCGUGGAUGAAGGGAACAAAGGAGAAAGUAUAUGGGACACUUUCACAAAGAAACCUGGUAAGAACCUGGAGGAGAUUCUUUCGGUUUUUGCGAGUGGAUUCGGACAGGAGAAGAGAUAUAUAUCUCUCGGUGUUGAUUUCGGGGUUUUUGGUGUUUCAUUGGUAGGGAGAAUAUUGGAUUUCAGCAAUGCAGACACGGCAGUUGAUCAAUAUCACAGGUUUGAGAGUGACAUAGGCCUGAUGAAGGAUCUGGGAAUGGAUGCCUAUAGAUUCUCAAUAUCUUGGCCAAGAAUCUUCCCUAAUGGAACAGGGGAACCAAACCCAGAUGGAAUAAAUUACUACAACAGCUUCAUAGAUGUUCUAAUAGCAAAGGGGAUCCAACCUUAUGUGACCUUGUACCAUUGGGACCUCCCACAAGCUCUACAAGACAGAUAUGAAGGAUGGUUGAGCAGUCAAGUUGUGAAGGAUUACGAGCAUUAUGCGUUCACCUGUUUCAAAGAAUUCGGAGAUAGGGUGAAGCAAUGGAUAACGUUCAACGAGCCUCACGGAUUCUCGAUCCAAGGCUAUGACACGGGGAUACAAGCUCCGGGAAGGUGUUCACUUCUGGGACAUUUGUUUUGUAAGAAGGGGAAGUCAUCGGUUGAACCCUAUGUUGUAGCCCACAACAUUCUCUUGUCUCAUGCAGCUGCUUACUACAGCUACCAGAGAAACUUUAAGGAUAAACAACGAGGUAAAAUCGGGAUAGCGCUUGAUGCAAAAUGGUACGAGCCAAUGUCUGACUGUGAUGAGGACAAUGAUGCAGCUCGGAGAGCAAUGGAUUUUGGACUCGGAUGGUUUCUGGAUCCCCUUAUCUAUGGAGACUAUCCAGCUUCAAUGAAAAGGCUUGUGGGAGAGAGAUUACCUAAGAUAACACCAGAGAUGUCCAAACGAAUAAAAGGGUCACUGGAUUUUGUGGGCAUAAACCACUAUACGACACUAUAUGCAAGAAAUGACAGGACUCGUAUAAGGAAACUGAUUCUGCAAGACGCAUCAUCUGAUGCAGCCGUUAUUACAAGCUCUCUCCGUGGAGGAGUAGCUAUAGGAGAAAGAGCGGGUUCGAGCUGGCUGCACAUUGUCCCGUGGGGAAUCAGGAAACUGGCAGUGUAUCUCAAAGACAACUACGGAAACCCACCCAUAUUCAUAACAGAGAAUGGUGUGGAUGAACUCAAUAAUCCACUCAUGAACCGGGACAAAGCAUUGAAGGAUGAUAAGAGGAUCAAUUACCACAGAGAUUAUCUCUCCAACUUAUCUGCCGCCAUAAGGGAAGAAAACUGUGACGUACGAGGUUACUUUGUAUGGUCUCUGCUGGACAACUGGGAAUGGAACUCAGGAUACACUGUCCGGUUCGGACUCUACUAUGUGGACUAUACGAAUAAUCUCACAAGGAUUCCAAAAGCUUCUGUUCAAUGGUUCCAAAGCAUACUCCAUUCCAAGCACAAGCUUAGCUAUUAGAUUCAGCAGCUUGAGGUCAUAUUUUAACGAUCUCAUCUUGCUGCAGAAAGCAAUGGUACAGAGUGAGCACAAAGGGUAGGAAAAGAGAAAUUGAUACCAAUAGAAAACCUCAAUAAUGUUAAUGUAAACAAAUUACCAGAUAGGCAUCUAUAAAUUAAGAAACAGUUGUCUUGAAAAUCUACUAAUUGAGGAAUUCAAUAUGAUUCCGAAAGAGUUAA
Molecule: messenger RNA, 2182 nt
Organism: Tarenaya hassleriana
Lineage: Eukaryota; Viridiplantae; Streptophyta; Magnoliopsida; Brassicales; Cleomaceae
Product: putative beta-glucosidase 41
Exons: 11
Coding region: 345-1964 (539 amino acids)
Biological process (GO): carbohydrate metabolic process
Molecular function (GO): beta-glucosidase activity
Source: RefSeq, a predicted model, not a curated record